AUGUCCUCCUUUCCUAAAACACAUGAGGAAAUAGUCGAGUUCUUUCAGGGCUUUAUUGAAGCCUAUAAGGAACAGAACAAAACCCCAUGUGAUUUUCAGUGGGGACCCUGCUUUCCUCAUCCUGACAAGGAUAAGAUAUUCUAUGGAGAUCAGAUGAUAACACCCGAUGGACACCAGGCAUUUCAUGAACAUCAGAUGAAAGUUCCCCAAGACCAAAUAAACCAUUAUGGUCAGAUGGCAUCUUUUAGUGGUGAGAAUAUAGGCAGAAACCCCAUGAAAAUCCAGGGUAGUAAAUACAGACUCAGUGGGUAUCAGAAAUCAAUUUACAGAGCUGACCAGAAUCUUUGCAUCGGUCUUCAGAGGACAAGUCAGGGUGGUGGCCAGCCUCUCUAUAACUGUCUGAUUCAAACUCCUCAAUGUUACACAAUUUAUCAAGAGAGCAUGAAGAUAAAAUGCAGUGAAGAAGACCACCUGUUUCAGUGUCCGGAAGCAACUACCAGUUGUGAAGACAAUUACUUGGGUCAGAAGUCAUCACCCACUGUUGAAGGAAGCCACAGUCUUCAGUUGCCUUUAUUUAGUAACCAAACACCUUAUGUGGAUCAAUCUACAUAUCCUUCCUCUUCCUCUCUCCCCCAAAGUCAACCCCUGGAGAGCUUUUCAGUUUCAUUUUCAAUCCAGGGGUAACUUCCACAAGAGAAGUCAGACCUGGAGACCCAGAGCCAUGUGACUCAAAAGUCUUCCACUUUGAGGUUCUUCUGUACCUACCAGGAUUGUGGGAAAUCUUAUACCAAGUCUUUCCACCUCAAAGACCAUAUGAAGAAACACACUGGGGAGAAGGCCUAUGUGUGUAAUAAGCCUGGAUGCAAUUGGAAAUUUUACCGUGCUGUAGAUCUCUUAAGACACAAAAGAAAGCACAGUGGGGAUUAUCUUCACCCUUGUGCUACGUGCAAUAAGAAUUUUUCCAGAUUAUAUUAUCUCAAACAGCAUCAGAGGGUGUGUACUUGA
Molecule: messenger RNA, 1005 nt
Organism: Arvicola amphibius (Eurasian water vole)
Lineage: Eukaryota; Metazoa; Chordata; Mammalia; Rodentia; Cricetidae
Product: Kruppel-like factor 18
Exons: 2
Biological process (GO): regulation of transcription by RNA polymerase II
Molecular function (GO): RNA polymerase II cis-regulatory region sequence-specific DNA binding; DNA-binding transcription factor activity, RNA polymerase II-specific
Source: RefSeq, a predicted model, not a curated record